This is a messenger RNA of Durusdinium trenchii, 1443 nucleotides long. The record is from the annotation of a GenBank genome assembly. NCBI's taxonomy places the organism in Eukaryota, Dinophyceae, Suessiales, Symbiodiniaceae.
AACUUCGCUGAUUAAGAUCCACUCGCAGAAGGAGAGCAGCGAAAAACAAGUGUAGCUUCAGACUUUGCUUGUGAUGGCCGACACUCAGAAGACGUCUCAUGCUCUUUCAUUCCCUUAGCUGUGUUGCCUCUUUGAUGCUGCUUGCUGCGGCACAGAAAGGCAUUGGGAGUUUGAAUGACCCGUGCGACUGCAUGCAGCACCAUGACUUUUGGGUCGCCACCCGAAGGGGCCUUAUGGAUAUCUUUUGGACUCCAGACUACCCAUUGCGAGUGCUCGAUCCAGAAGAUCAAUUGCAUUAUUCUACAAGAAGGCAAUCCUGCUUGUAUUCACCUGAGAACGAGGAGUCACAUCGACCCACUGCGCUGUCAGACUGUAUUCCAGGAUUCAUUUUAGUACAUAUUGUUUGCAUGCAACGCCAUUUGGCGAAUCGCAACCCAGAGCGUGCAAUGGAUUUUGCAACGGAAUUGGUCCGGCUUUUGCCAUUCGGUGCUGCGUGCUUGGACAAAGCUGGGUGGCCAAUCAACUCUGCGCAAGUGUUAGGGUAUUACCGGAGAUUCCGCCGAGCCUUUGCAGCUGGGCCAAGAGGGCCAAUGUUGAGUCAAUGGGAUGCUGUUGAACGAGGAGAUCGCACGGCGGAGAGGGAGAGAGCUUUGGAAACUGGUUCUCUUGUAAGCGACGACUGGCCAACCUGGUUACUUCGGGAGAUGUUUUGGCAGGUUGGAUCAGAACCGUAUGCAGAGAAGCAGCUAGGAGAGGAGCCAGAUGUGUGUCCAGCAGGCACUUUCCCAGAGGGAGGUGCUUGCUGGCUGCUGGGCAAAACGGGCGCCAGCUGCCAGGAGGCCUGCGAUGAUGCGGGAAUGCAGCUAAAUCUUCGAGACCAGAUACGGCAACCAGAUCUUGGAACUCUCGAACAUCCGAGGUUGGACCUUUUCCACGAGCCCCAUGUCCCCCACAUUGUUGCUGCGCAAAGCGGCCACAGGCCUUUGCUGGACAUCCAGCAUCCAUGGGCACCCUUUGAAUGCUUUGUGCCAGAGGAAUCUAGAUUUCACUUGGCAGCGACAUGGUUGGAGCAGGAUCCGGCUUGGAGUUAUCCCAUUUGCGCGCUGGCGUGUCCGUGCAUUCCUGUGCCGGGACUACAAGAGAUUCUGGAGGCAAUUCCAUUUUGGCCAGAAUCCUGAGGAUGCCCAAAGAAGGCAAUACUCCUGAUGAAGGAUGAUCAUUUUAUCGUGUUGAUCUACCUUGUUUUGAUUAGACACAAAGUUGUUUCGCGUGCAAAGACACGUGCAUUCUCGCGCAUCGUUUCUGUCAAGAAUUGUGUGGUGGACGGUGGACGGCCUCGGAUGUGCCAAGCCUUCCAGGAGAGAAGGUAUUGCCUUUCAAAUUGGUGUUAUUUUUGCUUGUGCUAUACUUGCCAAUGGCCUACAGCUCAUCUUGUCAAUAUGC